Solanum stenotomum is the source of this 2301-nucleotide messenger RNA. Its product is annotated as coronatine-insensitive protein 1. Gene Ontology annotation, cellular component: SCF ubiquitin ligase complex. The record is from RefSeq and is a predicted model, not a curated record. NCBI's taxonomy places the organism in Eukaryota, Viridiplantae, Streptophyta, Magnoliopsida, Solanales, Solanaceae. Gene Ontology annotation, biological process: SCF-dependent proteasomal ubiquitin-dependent protein catabolic process. Bases 265 to 2073 code for a protein of 602 amino acids. The transcript has 3 exons.
GCCUCAUAAAGAAAAUUUAUGAUAUUUGGACCACUCUCAAUUAGGGUCUCUCUAAGUAAUCUUUUUACAUACAAAAAAAAAUUACUAUCACACUGUCGCCGUCCGAUCUUCUUUCUCUCUCUAAAUCUCUCCGUUGAAUCUCUCUCCUCCAUCUUCUUCAACUGUAACCUCUCUUCCAUUAUCAGUCUCAAGUUGUUCAAGUUCAUCAUAAUAAUGGUAAUUUGUUGUUAGUAUUUUGAAGUAUUGUGUUUGGAUUCGGUUUUAAUGGAGGAACGGAACUCAACGAGAUUGAGUAGCUCAACAAACGAUACAGUAUGGGAGUGUGUGAUUCCGUAUAUACAGGAAUCGCGUGAUAGAGACGCGGUGUCGUUGGUAUGCAAGAGGUGGUGGCAGAUCGAUGCGAUUACUAGAAAGCAUAUAACUAUGGCUUUGUGUUAUACAGCGAAGCCGGAGCAGCUAUCUAGAAGGUUUCCACAUCUUGAAUCGGUUAAACUGAAAGGGAAACCAAGAGCUGCUAUGUUUAAUUUGAUACCGGAAGAUUGGGGAGGAUAUGUUACACCUUGGGUUAUUGAGAUUACUAAGUCGUUUAGUAAAUUGAAAGCGCUUCAUUUUCGUAGAAUGAUUGUUAGAGAUUCGGAUCUCGAAUUGCUUGCGAAUCGUCGUGGGAAAGUUCUUCAAGUUUUGAAGCUGGAUAAGUGUUCUGGAUUUUCUACUGAUGGUCUUCUGCAUAUUUCUCGUUCCUGCAAGAACUUAAGAACUUUGUUAAUGGAAGAGAGUUAUAUAAUUGAGAAAGAUGGAGAAUGGGCACAUGAACUAGCAUCGAACAACACUGUUCUUGAGAAUUUGAACUUUUACAUGACAGAUCUUCUGCAAGUUAGGGCUGAAGAUCUUGAAUUGAUAGCAAGAAAUUGUAAAUCUCUUGUCUCUAUGAAAAUUAGCGAGUGUGAAAUUACGAAUCUUCUUGGCUUCUUUAGAGCUGCGGCUGCAUUGGAGGAGUUUGGUGGUGGCGCAUUUAAUGACCAACCAGAACUUGUUGAAAAUGGCUAUAAUGAGCAAUCGGGAAAAUAUGCCGCACUAGUUUUCCCUCCAAGAUUAUGCCAAUUGGGCUUGACAUACUUAGGGAAAAAUGAGAUGUCCAUUCUCUUUCCUAUUGCGUCUCGUCUGAGGAAAUUGGAUCUUCUUUAUGCACUUCUUGACACAGCAGCCCACUGUUUCUUACUGCAAAGGUGUCCCAACUUGGAAAUUCUUGAGACAAGGAAUGUUGUCGGGGAUAGAGGAUUGGAAGUGCUUGGCCAGUACUGUAAGAGGUUAAAGCGGCUCAGGAUUGAGAGAGGAGCUGAUGAUCAGGAGAUGGAGGAUGAAGAAGGUGCGGUUACACACAGAGGAUUGAUUGAUUUGGCAAAGGGAUGCCUUGAACUAGAAUACAUGGCUGUUUAUGUGUCAGAUAUUACUAAUGAAGCUUUGGAAGUUAUUGGUACAUAUCUGAAAAAUCUGAGUGAUUUUCGGCUGGUUUUGCUUGACCGAGAAGAAAGAAUAACAGAUCUGCCACUUGAUAAUGGUGUCCGUGCUUUACUAAGAGGUUGCCGUAAUCUUAGAAGAUUUGCUCUCUAUGUCCGGCCUGGGGGCCUUACUGAUGUAGGUCUCAGUUAUGUCGGGAAAUACAGCCCAAACGUGAGAUGGAUGCUUCUGGGAUACGUUGGGGAAUCCGAUCGUGGCCUUCUGGAGUUCUCUAAAGGAUGUCCGAGCUUGCAAAAGCUAGAAGUGAGAGGCUGCUGUUUCAGUGAACGUGCAUUAGCUUUGGCUACCUUGCAGCUAAAAUCGUUAAGGUACCUGUGGGUACAAGGAUACAGGGCAUCUUCAGCUGGUCGUGAUCUCUUAGCGAUGGCUCGCCCAUUCUGGAAUAUUGAAUUGAUUCCUGCAAGACGAGUUGUUGCCAACGAUGGAAAUAAUGCAGAAACUGUAGUCUCCGAGCAUCCAGCCCAUAUACUUGCCUACUAUUCCCUUGCCGGACAAAGAACAGAUUUUCCAGAUACUGUCAAGCCUUUGGACCCAACUUACCUUCUCGCUGAAUAGGUUUGUAAAUAUAACUUUUCCUUGAGUGAAGUUGUUCGAGGUUUAUUUGCUUCCUUUUUAGGUGUCUUGUCCAUAUGUAUGCCUCUUCUUUUCCUCCUUUUUUUCCUUGAUGAGAGUCUUUUCCACAUUGAUUUUGAUCUUGUCUUGUAGACAUGCAUUCUGUAAUAAAUUUGCUUUCCUUGUGUUAUCUGUAAUCUAACAUUUGGUGAUCUACAUUCCUAAUCCCCC